This is a messenger RNA of Abrus precatorius (Indian licorice), 2351 nucleotides long. Its product is annotated as probable mediator of RNA polymerase II transcription subunit 37c. Gene Ontology annotation, cellular component: cytoplasm. Gene Ontology annotation, biological process: cellular response to unfolded protein; protein refolding. Gene Ontology annotation, molecular function: ATP-dependent protein folding chaperone; heat shock protein binding; misfolded protein binding. The transcript has 3 exons. Bases 275 to 2131 code for a protein of 618 amino acids. NCBI's taxonomy places the organism in Eukaryota, Viridiplantae, Streptophyta, Magnoliopsida, Fabales, Fabaceae. The record is from RefSeq and is a predicted model, not a curated record.
AGGAAAUCUUUCACACCCACAGCACUCGUUUGUUUUUCAUUUUUUGAGCCCUUCAACUUUUGGUUGGUAGCUUCGUUGAGAAGUCUUUGGGCCUAUGACAGAACAUAAAUUACUUUAUGAUUAGAUUCACACUUUCAAACCUCUCUUUUUCUGUCAUUUUGCUUUGAGACUUUUCAGCAUUCCAAAGACUCUGACUGAGAAGAGGAAGAGCCACAGAGAGAUUCAGAGCUGUUAGUGAGUUUUCUAUUCGCCAUUUCAAGUUGUUUGAAAGAUCAUGGCUAGAAAAUGUGAGGGAUUUGCAGUGGGAAUAGACCUCGGCACAACCUAUUCGUGUGUGGCAGUAUGGCAAGAUCAACAUUGUCGAGUGGAGAUCAUCCACAAUGACCAAGGCAACAACACCACACCUUCUUGUGUUGCUUUCACAGACAAUCAAAGGUUGAUUGGUGAUGCUGCUAAAAAUCAAGCUGUUAUCAAUCCAAGGAACACUAUCUUUGAUGCCAAGAGAUUGAUGGGUAGGAAAUAUAGUGAUCUCACUGUUCAGAAAGAUAAGAUGUUGUGGCCAUUUAAUGUCAUUGCCAGUGUUAAUGACAAACCCAUGAUUGUUGUUGAGUACAAGGGUCAGGAGAAGCACCUUUCAGCUGAAGAAGUAUCAUCUAUGGUCCUCACAAAGAUGCGGGAGAUUGCGGAGGCAUAUCUAGAAAAGCCUGUAAAGAGUGCAGUUGUUACUGUGCCUGCUUAUUUCAAUGAUUCUCAGCGUAAAGCCACUAUAGAUGCUGGUGCUAUUGCUGGCCUGAAUGUUGUGCGGAUAAUCAAUGAACCCACAGCUGCUGCUAUUGCGUAUGGCCUUGACAAGAGAGCUAAUUGUGUUGGAGAACGAAAUAUUUUCAUCUUUGACCUUGGUGGCGGUACGUUUGAUGUGUCUCUGCUCACAAUUGAGGGUAAGGUCUUCCAGGUUAAGGCUACUGCCGGAAACACUCAUCUUGGAGGGGAGGACAUUGAUAACAGGAUGGUGAAUUAUUUUGCAGAGGAGAUGAAAAGGAAGAACAAAGUGGACAUUACUGUGAACCCAAAAGCCCUGAGGAGGUUGAGAAGUGCAUGCGAGAGGGCAAAGAGGACACUCUCAUAUGCUGUUACUGCCAACAUUGAGAUUGAUGCCUUAUUUCAGGGCAUUGACUUCUGUUCUUCCAUUACACGGGCAAGGUUUGAGGAAAUAAAUAUGGAGCUAUUUGAAGAGUGCAUGGAGAUAGUAGAUAGGUGUCUAUCUGAUGCUAAGAUGGAGAAGAGUAGUGUGCAUGAUGUUGUUCUUGUUGGUGGUUCUUCCAGGAUUCCCAAAGUGCAGCAACUAUUGCAAGAAUUUUUCAAUGGGAAGGAAUUGUGCAAGAGCAUCAACCCUGAUGAAGCUGUUGCUUAUGGUGCUGCUGUGCAGGCUGCUUUGUUGAGUGAAGGCAUUAAGAAUGCUCCAGACUUGGUGCUGUUGGAUGUUACACCUCUGUCUCUUGGUGUAGGAACAGUAGGAGACAUCAUGAAUGUAAUAAUUCCUAGGAAUUCUACCAUUCCGAUAAGGAAGACGAAAGGACACGAGACCAUUAUGGAUAAUCAAUCCUCUGUCCUUUUUGAGGUUUAUGAAGGUGAGAGAUCAAGAGCCAGUGAUAACAAUUUGUUAGGUUUUUUUACUCUUUCUGGCCUUCCUCUUGCUCCUCGUGGCCAUCCGGUACAUGUUUGCUUUGAUUUAGAUGAAAAUGGAAUCCUAACUGUUUCAGCUGUUGAGAAAACUACUGGCAACAGGAAUGAGAUUACUAUAACCAAUGAUAAAGAAAGACUUUCAACUAAUGAAAUUAAAAGAAUGAUUCAAGAAGCCAAGGAUUAUGAGGCUGAAGACAAGAAGUUCCUUAGGAAGGCCAAAGCAAUGAAUGGGUUGGAUGAUUACAUUUACAAGAUUAGGAAUGUUUUGAAGAACAAAAAUAUCAAUUCAAAGCUUUGUUCACAAGAAAGAGAGGAGAUCGAUUCUGCAAUUGCUAAGGCCACAAAUUUAGUUGACAGUAAUGACCAGCACGACGAUAUAAAUGUGUUUGAAGAUCAUCUCAAUGAGCUUGUGAGCCUUUUUGACUGCGUUGUGGGCAAGAUUGGUUAAUUGUUUUCUAGUUGAGAUUUAUGUGUGAUAAAAGCAUAUCAUAUCUUAAAAUAGUUGGAAGUUUGACAAAUUUGUCCUGAUGUUUAUAUCGUUGUUGUGCCUUACUUGAGCACUAAGCAUAAGCAUAAAUAUGAGUGAGAAAGCAAGACUAUUCAAAGGUAAUAGGUUUAUGUUAUUCCUUCUCUCUCUCAUGUUUUAAAAGUAAGAAUACUUUAUCUUU